Messenger RNA from Amoebophrya sp. A120, 1323 nucleotides. The record is from the annotation of a GenBank genome assembly. Lineage: Eukaryota; Dinophyceae; Syndiniales; Amoebophryaceae.
AUGAAGCACUCUCAUCUCGCCCGCGAGGGGCACGACCCUACUGCGGACCACGGCGCACAGGGGCAAGACCACAACGGGGACGAUGCACAAAGGCCGCACAGUCCGCGCGAGGAGACGAACACAGUUUGGGAUGUGGUGGAAAUAAAGUACAACAGCGACAACUACACGCCAGAUGAUGCACUGUCGCCACAACUACUACGCGGAGCGGGCACCCGUAGUUGUUCAAAAUCGAAACGCGUGGAGGAGCCCCAUAGUACCGUCAGCGAUGAUGAGUUUGACUUUGAGUACGACUACGAUUACGAAAGGAAGAGUGAACGCCUGUGGGAAGCGAGCGUUCUUCUAUUUCCCCCGUCGUCGUUGGACGAUAAUUUUCCUUUUCCCAUACGCAAGAAAAAAAGUGUGUAAGUGUAAGUCUGUGAUGCAGAAAAUGCAACACAGUUACACUUGUCAUGCUGGACGUGCGUCAUAGCCAUGCUUCAUACGUGUUUGCACGUACUAGCUGCGCAUGACAGGUUUUCUCUGUAUAUGCAAAGCGAAUUUGAUGUAAUGCUACUCGUCCCACACAGUUACACUUACACUUACACACUUUAUUUUUUCUUGGUGGAUAUCCCAUCAGUAAAGAUAAAUUGAAGAUGAGCGAGCCGCGACAGGACGAAUGCCAAGCUGUUUUACCGCACUUUGACUUGGUCUUCUCCAGCGUUAUUUGCGAAGAAUUCACUCCAUUUCCAGCGGGAACUAGGACUACGGAUGAAGGGCUCUGCAGAGAGGAUAACUUCCUGGUAUCCUCCGGGGAGGUGGGUCACCAAACGGAUGAAGACGAGUUAUCCCACUUGAACAAUAUGUGCGGUGGUUGUACUGCUUUUGCUUGUGGACAACCUUUCACGCCAGUCUCCCGCUCGUUUGCGACCACGGUGAUUCCACCUCUCCUCGAAAACGACCUCUGCUUUUUUGCUGAAGAGACCACGCCGGUGGCGAAGCCGCGCCGUCAACAGAUAUUUUUGCCGACACUGGUUCCAGAAAAGAAGAAGUAGCACGCUUGGUGAGAUGAUGUUGUUGGGAGGUGCUAGUUUCGAUCAGGGUGCUGGGGACAACCACUGGAAGAAUGCCUCGUCAGAUGUUGUGCCGAAUUCUUCCACCACUUCAUAUGUGUGUUUGUAUGUCUACUAAUUUCACCGGGAGGACCGAGUUUAGGAAUAGCUGUAGCUUCAUCCGAUGAUCAUUGGUGUUUUAAAUCUUCAACCUAAACAGACAAAUCCCUAGCAGCUCGUAGCAGGAACAAAGCAGUAACAAUCCUAACCUCGCCUUUGCGACGAGGAGAAAAAA